AUGGCUAGAAAAGUUCUGUCGAUCCAGUCGCAUGUUGUGCAUGGCUACGUCGGCAACAAGGCCGCGACUUUCCCAUUGCAGUAUCGAGGCUGGGACGUUGAUGCUUUGAACACUGUGCAAUUCUCGAAUCACCCCGGCUACGGACAUUUUAAAGGCUUUCGAUCCGAGGCCUCAGACCUUCAGGGGAUCAUCGAGAAGGGUCUUCUGGGAGGGCUGGAUAUCCAGUAUGACGCGGUAUUGACAGGGUACUUGCCAGACAUCGAAGGUCUGCGAGCUAUAGGAAAGACGUUGAUAAAGCUCUGCGAGAAAGACCAUCGCGUGAAGUGGGUCCUGGACCCAGUUCUGGGCGACAACGGAAAGCUUUAUGUACCUGAGGAAGCGAUCCCUGUAUACCGAGAUAUCCUCACCCAUGGUGCGGUCUAUCUAGCGACACCAAAUCAGUUUGAAAUGGAAGUUUUGACGGGUGUGCAGAUCUGCGACUUAGCCUCCCUGAAGCAAAGCAUCCAGCAGUUUCACGAACUCUACCCUCGAGUCCAGAAUGUGGUGGUGACAAGCGUCAGUUUCCACUCUGCUGGCGACAGCAUUUCGGAACUUAUUUGCGCGUGCAGUGAGCAGGAGUCCAGACGGGCUCACUACUUCAAAGUUCCUAAGAUCGACGCUCAAUUUAGCGGCAGUGGUGACUUGUGCAGCGCAUUACUACUUGACUCCUUCUUGACCCAGAAUCCGGCUGCUAGGGAUCUAUGCGCUGCCCUGAACCAGGUGCUUUCGCUGGUUGAUAGCAUCCUCCUGAACACUUUUGAACUUUACAAGGCGAGUAUUGCGGCGCCACCACUCAAGAUAAACGAUCUAAGACUAAUUGAGUCCCGCGAGCUCUUGAAGCAAACCACGGCUCCUAAGUACGUUCCCAUCAAGCUGUAG
Molecule: messenger RNA, 918 nt
Organism: Lachancea thermotolerans CBS 6340
Lineage: Eukaryota; Fungi; Ascomycota; Saccharomycetes; Saccharomycetales; Saccharomycetaceae
Gene: BUD17
Product: putative pyridoxal kinase BUD17
Exons: 1
Coding region: 1-918 (305 amino acids)
Biological process (GO): pyridoxal 5'-phosphate salvage
Cellular component (GO): cytosol
Molecular function (GO): pyridoxal kinase activity
Source: RefSeq, a predicted model, not a curated record